Molecule: messenger RNA, 2019 nt
Organism: Pestalotiopsis fici W106-1
Lineage: Eukaryota; Fungi; Ascomycota; Sordariomycetes; Amphisphaeriales; Sporocadaceae
Exons: 1
Coding region: 1-2019 (672 amino acids)
Source: RefSeq, a predicted model, not a curated record
AUGUCUUCCGGCGCUAGCUCUAGACGCAGCGAGUCGUUUCGUCCUCGUCCCAACUCUCUUUCCAAAAAGAACGAGCUGGAAAGCCAUCGCGAGUUGAGUGAGACUACCAACAGGCCUCGAGUGUUUACCGCGAAGUUCAAGAAAGACAACCUGGCUUCACAGUACACCAACAUGGCCGCAUAUCUGCCGUCCCCUUAUCAUCAAUCAGACCAGUUCUCAAAAGAUGGGCCUCGAAAAGCGCUUCUCAGCAGUGACUGGAGACAGAGACCUUCGGGAGCUCUCCAUCAAGUCAACAAUGUUGAAAAUUAUGACUUCGAACCGCAGCCCUAUCAAGUGGAAAAGAUCGACUCAAAUAUGCAUGGCAAGCACUUGCAGGAUCAAGACAGUACUUCGGCGAAGGAAAACUCACCCAAGUCCGCCAGCGAACUAGAGAUCAUCUCCCAAGGUCCAAGCAAGACAUCUCACGAUAACUCUAAACGUAAUGACAGAGAUCGUGGUGAUGGCAAAGACCCUCGCAAGUCUUCUAACAAGCCUCGCGAUCGCGGCAGCCCUGGUUUGGUCUUGGGUCCGAAGUAUUUGACGAAACUUGAGCGUCUAUACGGGCCUACAUCACACGGAGACACCAAUACACUCUCAUCUGCGAUUUCCCGCGCCCAUCAUACAGAUGCCACAGAGUUAUUCUCGGGUACACACAAUAAUUUUGGACUGGCCCUUGUCUCAAAGGCUGACUUUUCACACUGCCCCUACCCGCCUUCAGGCCUGACCAUGAAACCCAUGAUCCAGUUGCAACAAGUCGCCAGUCUUAGUGGUCUCCGAUCCAUACCAUGGAGCAAUUUGGACAGGCGUAGAUACAACGAGUACAUGGCCAACCAAGUGCUUUUAGCUAACACGACUCGGCAACGCACUGCAUCAAUCGACAGCAGGCUCAAAACUGGCCAAUCUAAUGAUCCCUGCGCUGAGUCAUGGAAGGGUGAAUCUGCAGAGGACAAGCGAUUUAAAAACAUGCUUGCCAAGCUCAAGGCGGGCAAAGCUCAGAGGAUGGAAGAUUCUCAAGCUAGUCAUGUUACACAUGGGCCUGAGCACGCGAGUUGCAGGUCAAGCUCGAGCACUGGAAAGUCCAGUAGGAAGGACUCCAGUUCUGCUUCCAACAACCUCAACCCCAGAGCCCCUUCGUUCUUUUCCAUGCCACAAAAUCAGAAGCCUGCAACCUAUCAUGGUAGAAGUCACACCACCAAUCCUCGACCUGAACUCUCUGCUCUGUUCGACGGACCCUCGUCAGAAAGUACAACAGAUGUGCUGUUUGCUUCUCCUCGCCGCCGUACAAGCAGCCUCCUGGGGUCCAACCAUGUUUCGGAUAGUCUCUUGUCUUUGGCUGAGAAGAUUAAGCGUGCAGCCCAAGACUCGCAGCAAAUUGAGCAAUUGACUGGUGCACCUCCAACAGAUGCGCAAGUUCAAGCCAUCAUGAGGCGACUGGGUAUAAAAAGCUUGAACAGCCACAUCAAACCAGAUGUUCAGCUUACCAGUCCAGCGGAUUUUGAAUCAGGAGAUCAAGCAAUCCCUCUUGAUCGUCAACCAUCUCUCAUCCAGGGCUGGAGCCAACGGGCCGGUGUGGGUUUCCAUCCCUCUUCAGUUUCAAGCACAACGACCACGGGUGGCUCUCAGAUGUCGUCUCUGCCAAAUUUUGGAUUGAGUCAUAGUCAAGCAAUCAAUCUCUUGCCUCCAUUACCAGUUGACUGUCCAGUGGUCAAUGGUCGGGUAGCGGGACAUAUACCUGGCUCUUUGCCUCCGCAGAUCAUGCCGCAGAACAACGGAAGCUACCAGCAAAGCAGGCCAUCCAUGAAAGAGAUCAUGGAAGGAAUCGAAACCGAGGUCCGUGCGAAUCCAUUUGCAGGUUGUCCUGAGGCGUCCAAACUGCUAGGUCCCUCAUUCAUUCACCUCCCUGGUCUGCCUCCCACUGUCAUUGGUCCUAAGCCAGUGAUGAAGCCAAAGGGGCCACCUCGUCCGCACGAUCCACUGUAG